Olea europaea var. sylvestris is the source of this 2078-nucleotide messenger RNA. RefSeq names its product protein NTM1-like 9. Gene Ontology annotation, molecular function: DNA binding. Gene Ontology annotation, biological process: regulation of DNA-templated transcription. The record is from RefSeq and is a predicted model, not a curated record. The coding region runs from base 67 to 1884 and encodes 605 amino acids. NCBI's taxonomy places the organism in Eukaryota, Viridiplantae, Streptophyta, Magnoliopsida, Lamiales, Oleaceae. The transcript is spliced from 6 exons.
CCUAAUCAUAUAGCCAAGUUUGAGGAAAACCCUAAUUUCUAUUUUGAUUGAGAUGGUGAAUAUGUGAUGGGUUCUGAUGGAAUAGUAAAGAUGAUGGAGAUGGAGGCGUUGCCGAAGGGAUUCAGAUUCCGGCCGACGGAUGAGGAGCUCAUAAAUCAUUACCUAAGGCUCAAGAUCAACGGCCGUCAUUCCGAAGUAAAGGUUAUAGCCGAAGUUGAUGUCUGUAAAUGGGAGCCCUGGGAUCUUCCUGCACGGUCAGUGAUCAAGUCUGAUGACCGUGAAUGGUUCUUCUUCUGCCCGCGCGAUAGAAAAUAUCCAAAUGGACAACGUUCUAACAGGGCCACAGAAGCUGGUUAUUGGAAGGCCACUGGCAAGGAUCGUACUAUAAAAGCUCGCAAAUCAUCCUCUUCUGGUUGUUCUAAUGCCCAUUUCAUUGGCAUGAAAAAGACUCUGGUUUUCUACAGGGGUCGGGCUCCGAAGGGUGAACGUACAAGCUGGAUCAUGCAUGAGUAUCGUGCUACUGAACCAGAUCUUGAUGUCACCAGUCCUGGCCAGGGAGACUACGUCCUAUGCCGUUUGUUCCACAAGACAGAUGAGAAGCCAGAUAGUUCUAAAUAUGAUGAAGCUGAACCAACCGGAUUGUCUCCUUCCACAAACAAAUCCUCUCCUGAUGAGACAUCAUCAGAUGUUUUUCAAGAACCUUCAGUGCUAGAUAUGCCAAUAUGCAAGGAGUCUGGGGAUGAAAAGGGGCGGUUGACCUACGAGUCAGAAAACACGACUUUUAACAUUCUUACAUCUGUUAAAGGGUACAGAUCUGAUGGAGUAUUUCACUCGGCAGAAAAAUCAUCUCCUGAGGUAUAUUCACCACUAAGAGCAAAUUCAAUGUGCCAUGAUUCCACAAACAAUCAAAUUGAUCAUAAUGUUGUGUUGCCAUUGUCAUCACACAAUUAUACCGAAUUGGGGGCUUGCAUAGGUUCACCAUUUCCUGAUGACUUUGGCAAUGAUCACAAUGGAUUUCAUUUUCAAGAUGGCUCAUCUGAACAGGACGUGUCCCUGUCUGAGCUGUUGGAAGUCCUUCAGAAACGUCACAAUUACUCUUAUGAAGAGCCAACUAAUCACAAGCACUCGGUCAUGACUAACGAAUGCUUUGUGCCAGAACACACUAACAGGCUGAGUGAGAGGCCAUCUGCAAACUGUAAGCUAGGUGACUAUAAACACUACAGAGGGACAGAUACUGAAAUGGUUCAAGAGCAGGGGCAAACAUCUUCAAGAUUCUUCCCUGCUUUGUCAUUUGAUGGUUCUCUUUCAAAUUAUGCUGCUGAAAAAGAUGCUUCAUCUGCCAAUACUGUUAUGGAUUCAUAUUGCAACCCACAAGACUCACUCUAUCAGGCAAAUCCAAUCGAAGAUGGUAGAAAUCCUGUUGGUGGAACUGGGAUCAAGAUUCAGUUGCGCCAGCCUAGAAGUCUACAAAUUCCAGGAAGAGCUCAGGGAACUGCCUCUAGGAGAAUUCGUCUGUUGACGGAACCUGGACCAGAUUCUAUAUGUACUGACAAAUCUUUAAAUGCCAGCAUCACAGAAGAACAAGAGUCAGCAGUUAUGGAGGUUGGCAAAGAUAUUUACAGAACUUCCAAGUUACCUGAGCCAGAGGGAAGAAUUCUCAAUAAGAAAAUGAAUACUGCUCAAACAAGUAAUCCAAGACUUCAGUUAACAAAACAGGGUAGUGAAAAUGACAGUGCAAAGACAGGGUCGUUUAUGUUAUUGUUUGCUCCUAGGGUCGCACGUUAUUUGACCCUAUAUGCUGUCUGCUCAUAUCUAAUUAUAAUCCUGUCCAUAGUUUUCCUUGGGGUAUGGAAAUGUCCGAGUUUGCGGUCUUUGCAUGGUUAACGUGUCUAAUCAAGUCGAUUGUUAUUGAGGUCGUAGUUCUUUGCAGCUUGUGUAAAUCCUAUGUAGGAAAAUUUCAUGUUGCACAAUAAACUAAACUAGUUGCAAGAUCUGUACUUCAGAUUUCCUUAAAGCUUGUUGGAUGGAUUUACAUUUGUACAAACUAUUAUUGUUGUCAAAUUUUCAGCUUAUGUGUA